AGGGGCGGAAGAAAAGGUCUUCUUUACGGUUGGGAGAGAGACGGAGAGCGCAAGGUGAGCUUUGGAAGUCGCCGGAAGUGGCAAGAAGCUGGCAACAGGCGGAACCGAGAAGAACAGCGAGAAAGAAGGGAGGUCUGUGUAAGUGGUUGAAAGGAUCGAGUGACCAGAAAGAAGGUCGGUGUAAGUGAAGGAAGGACGAGGUGUGGCUGGAUCAAAGGGCCAAGAGAAGAGGGUCAGUGUACGUGGGUAGAGAGGAUCAAGGAAGGAGCCGUGGAAGUGGCCGCGGCCCGGGGCCGGAGGAGUUCCGGACGAGGCCUGAAGGCAGCGGAGCAGAGCGCAAACCUGAGGGUGUUUGGAAAUUGGAAGGCUUGGUGGUGUACGAGGAUCAAGACCCGGAUCCUGCCUCAGAGAGUGGGCGAGGUGUCCGGGAUGUGGGAUCAGAGGCUCAUAAGGUUGGCCGUGCUGCAGCAGCUCCGGGCUGUCUAUGGCAUUAAAGUCAAGGGCGGCCGUGGGCAGUGCGAUCGCAGGAGGCCGGAAACAGCGGCCGCGGAAGUCAGGGGUAAAGUAUUUGGAGUACCUUUUAAUUCAUUGCCCCAUUCUGUUGUACCAGAAUAUGGACAUAUUCCAAGCUUUCUUGUUGAUGCUUGCACGUCUUUAGAAGAACAUGUUCAUACAGAAGGACUUUUUAGGAAAUCAGGAUCUGUUAUUCGCCUGAGAGCACUAAAGAAUAAACUGGAUCAUGGGGAAGGUUGCCUGUCUUCUGCACCACCUUGUGAUAUUGCAGGACUUCUUAAGCAGUUUUUUAGGGACUUGCCAGAGCCCAUUCUCCCAACUGAUUUGCAUGAAGCACUUUUCAAAGCUCAACAGUUGGGAUCGGAGGAGAAGAAUAAAGCUACAUUGUUGCUCUCCUGUCUUAUGGCUAACCACACGGUUGAUAUAUUAAGAUACUUCUUUAACUUUCUCAGAAAUGUUUCCCUCAGAUCCAAUGAGAAUAAGAUGGAUAGCAGCAAUCUGGCGGUAAUAUUUGCACCAAACCUUCUUCAGACAAGUGAGGGACAUGAAAAGAUGUCUGCUAACACAGAAAAAAAGCUCCGAUUACAGGCUGCUGUAGUACAGACUUUUAUCGAUUAUGCAUCAGAUAUUGGGCGUGUCCCAGAUUUUAUCCUAGAAAAGAUACCGGCUAUGUUGGGUAUCGAUGGUCUCUGUGCUACGCCAUCACUGGAAGGCUUUGAAGAAGGUGAUUAUGAAUCUCCUGGUGAAUGUAAGAGAAAGCGACGACAAAGUGUGGGAGAUUUUGUUAGUGGAGCGCUAAGUAAACUUAAAUCUAACAGGACACCCUCUUUUACACCUCAGCAGGAAAGAAUCGCCCAGGUGCCUGUAUCACCAAUGAUUCUUACACCAAGUGCUAAGCGUAAACUGCCAGUAGAUUCUUCUCAUGGUUUCUCAAGUAAGAAAAGGAAGUCCAUCAAGCACAAUUUUAACUUUGAGUUGUUGCCAAGCAGUCUCUUCAGUAGCAGCUCUACACCAGUCUCAGUUCACUUUGAUACAAGCCCCGAAGGGUCAUCUCAGAGUUCACUCUCUCCUGUGGCCAUCAAUGGAAACCAGAUCAGUACUGGUGUCCAAAGGAGAAGUAAAAGGAUUGCAGGCAAGAAAGUUUGCAGGGUAGAAUCAGGAAAAGCAGGCUGUUUCUCUCCUAAAAUCAGUCGUAAAGAAAAGGUUCGAAGAUCUCUACGUUUGAAAUUUAGUCUGGGGAAAAGUAACAGAGAUGUGAAUGGAUGUUCCCGUCCUGGUGCCAAUAGAUGUGAAAAUGUUGGUCGGCGACUUGCAGAUCAACAAAGCUUACAAAAUGGGAUUGAAUCUGUAAAAACGGGUCUGCUUUUUAGCCCAGAUAUUGAUGAAAGAUUAAGAAAGAAAGGUUCAAAAAAGAUCAGUAAGUCUGAGGAAAACUUACUAACUCCAGAGCGACUGGAUGGAACAAAUUAUCGGAUGUCUUGGACAGCACCUAGUAAUUCAAGUUUUCAAGAAAUAGAUGCAAGUGAAACAUCUCUGAUAGCAGGAAAUCUCGAGGUGGAAAACUCUUCUUUGGAGGCCGACCUUGCAGUUGAAAAGUCACCUGUUACUUCACAUGAUCUCCCCCCUUCCGGUGUACACAGUAAUAGCAGUGUGACUGGAAAUACCCUUAGUGGGGAUGAAACUAACUUGACCACAGAGACCUUAGUGAAAAUUCAGAAAGCAUUUUCUGAAUCUGGAAGUAAUCUUCAUGAAUUGAUAAAUCACAGGCAAUUAUCAAUAACGAAUGAGGAGAAAGUAAAAUUGAAAGAAACGUCUUACGUAGAAUACAGCCCAGAGAAACAUCUAUUUGAAACUAAUGAUUUGACGGUGAUAGAAUCAGAGGAAAAGUAUGAACGCCACCCUAGUAAAGAUGAAAACAGUUUUUCAGAGAGAGACUUCUCACUAUAUCAAACUCCAAAAUUGGGCAAAGAAACAAUUAUAAAAUGUUAUUCAACUCAGACGAAGAUGGAACAUGAAAAAAGUGUUUGUUCAGAUAUACCGCAAGAUUACUGCAGCAAGCAAGAAUUCCCCAGUGAUGAGCAAAUGAAGAAACGGGAGUCCCCAAGAGAUCAGCUCAAUACUAAAUUAGAAGAGGAGGGGAAUGUAAUUAAAGAAAAUUUACUAACACAUGCAGUUUCUGGGGCCGAUGUGGCUAAAUCACCUUCCUCAGAGCACAUGACGUGUCGCAUAACAAACUUAUCAAAGCCUCGGCCUGUGAGAAUCGUGAAACAGCAGUCACUGGUGGGAACACGCGACACAAUGAUUUCAGGAGGUGUACAAGUGACAGAGCACGGCAAGGUUUCAGACCACAUACAGUGGUUUAAUAAGCUUUCUUUAAAUGAACCAAAUAGAACAAAAGUUAAGUCACCUCUUAAGUUUCAGCGUACCCCUGUGCGUCAGUCUGUCAGACGAAUUAAUUCUUUGUUGGAGUAUAACAGACAACCUGUAAACCCUAAGUCGGUGAGUCAUGGAGAUGCUGCUUCUCCUCUGGUUAAGGCAGUAAGCUGUGACAGUGCUCUUUCUUGUAUAGAAAAUAUGUCACAAGAGUCCUCUAUUACAUGUAACAAAUCGGGUGCUAAAGAAGAGAAAUCUACAUCACAUGAAGAGCCAAAUGUUGAUGCAAUUUCAAAGUCAAGCAUGGAGUUCACUUCUAAAUCUUUCUCAAAGAUGAAGAGGCACCGAGACCCAGUGAAUGCUUCUCUUGGGUCUACUAGAAUUUGUAAACAGGAAGUGGUAUGUCGUGACCAAAUUAAGGUUCCUUUGGAGGACCUGACUAAUUAUGAUAUAUUAAAAUCCGUUGUAAAUAACAAUAUAGGCUUUUCUCCUGGGGUAAAUAACAGAGUCCUUAGGAAACCCUCAGAAAGAGAAAGGGCUUGGUAUAAAGGUUCUCCCAAAGCUCCUAUCGGAAGAGCUCAGCUAUUACCAACCAGUAAGCCUGUAGACUUGUGAUUGGUGAAUGGUAUUCCUGUCAUUAAUGUGAAGAAAAUUAGCAAUCAGUGAUAUGACUUGCAGAAUAAUCUGCAUGUUAUUUGUAGCUGGGGUGAUUAUUAAGUCAUAGAUUUUUCUCUGAAACUUUUUUAUUUCACUGCACAAGCAACUUGAAUUUUAUACGUGUAUAAAUGACAACUUUGUUUUUCUUAAUUAUGGCAGUAUUUAAACUUCUUUUAAUUUUACCAUGAUCUCUCAAGGCAGAGAUUACACCUUAGCUUUUUAAAGAACUUGUUGACUGGGUUUAUAAAUAAUUAGUGUUUGAAAUAUGCAUGAAUUUUAUUUUUAUGUGUGAUGGGAAGAGUGGAGCGAGCCUCUUUGCUGUUAUUCCUCCUAUGUCAGAGAAAGUUUCUUCAAGAAGUUUCCAGACACGUAAAGGGAAAAGAUAAACCCUGCACAUUUCAUUACUUGACUUACAUAAAAUUAAUGUUUAUUGUAUUUACUCAAAAUUCCUAGAAAUUCAUUUGGCCAAUAGUAUCCUAACACUUGAUUCCAAUUUGGGUCAGAGUUAUUUGGUUUGUAUUGUCUAUAGAUUUGUGUAAUAUAUUCAUUUGAACUGGGAAUGACUAAAACAGAAUAAUGAUUAAAGUGUGCGCCCGUAUUAUGAUGAUGCAGAAGUAACUGAUGACUUUUAAGCCAUACUAUGUUUAAAGUUAAUUUGCACAAAUACAUUUGUAUCUGUUUUGUCCAAUAUAGAAUUUAAAUUAUUUAAGGAGGAAUAAUUAAACUUGAAAAAAGUUUGAUCAAGGUGAUUUCUUAUAUGCGGAUGCUUGAUUUUAGAAUUUCAAAUAGUUGAUGCACCUGUGUAUGUUUAACUAGGAUAAAAGUCUUCAAUGGUUUUGUCUUGUGUGUAAAUGUUAUUUAUUUAGCAUAGACAGUAAAAAGAAUUUUCUAGAAUAUGACUUGCCUGAGACUCUACUAGAAAUUCAAAGUGCCAUUUAAUACUUGACCCCAAAUGUCAAACAAAUCUGUCUAAAUUUACAUUUUAAAUUAUUAAAUGAAAUCUGAGAAACUACAAACCUUUAAGAAAAUAGUGUGAUGACUAAUAGAACAUAUUCUCCAGGUUUUGGAGGAAAGAACAAGCAGGCAGAACUGACCACUUACGAUUGUUCUACAGGUCACUUGUCAGAGUGCUGUAUGCAGAUGUUGGAGCAGAGUAGAACUGAAUCGCACCCCUGCUCAGAGCUACCAGACUUACACAUGAGGAAGUUCAAGUCAUACGUUUGCUUUACCAA
This is a messenger RNA of Loxodonta africana (African savanna elephant), 4775 nucleotides long. RefSeq names its product Rho GTPase activating protein 11A (gene ARHGAP11A). The record is from RefSeq and is a predicted model, not a curated record. Gene Ontology annotation, biological process: signal transduction. The transcript has 12 exons. Lineage: Eukaryota; Metazoa; Chordata; Mammalia; Proboscidea; Elephantidae. The coding region runs from base 430 to 3501 and encodes 1023 amino acids.